AUGGAUGAUAUAUGGGAGGAAGAAAUUGAUGAAGAAGAAAUGGAUGAAGAAAUGGAAGAAGAGAUAUAUGAAACAGUUAAGUACUUAUUGACGGCAAUUCAAGCAGUAAUCAUCUUAUUAAAAGAGAACAUGAUUAUGAUUCAUCAACGUAUUGAACCAUCUCUUAAACGACAACCAGUUACUCGGACGGGAUAUUAUUUUAUACAAGAUAUGCUAAAGGGAGACCCACAAAGUUUUCGGGAGUUGCAUAGAAUGUAUCCGGAUGUGUUUCUAAAGUUGUGUGACAUCAUUAGACAGAGUACUCUUUUGGAAGACACAAGGUAUAUCUGUGUUGAAGAAAUGGUGGCUACAUUCUUGAUUAUUGUAGGCCACAAUGAUCGUUAUUGUAAUGUUCGUCAAAGGUUUGGUCGCUCACACUUCACUACUAGUCAAAACUUUCACAGAACCUUGAAGGCUUUAAACACAAUAGCACCACAGAUGAUGGUUAAGUCCGGAGGUGUGCCCUCUAAAAUUAGGGAAAAUACAAGAUUCUACCCUUAUUUUAAGGAUUGUAUUGGUGCUAUUGAUGGAACUCAUAUUCCUGCCAUGGUGAAGGGCCGAGAAGUAAGUAGCUAUCGGAACCGUCAUGGAAUUCAAUCUCAAAACGUUUUGGCAGCAUGCAACUUCGAUUUGGAAUUCAUGUAUGUGCUUAGUGGGUGGGAAGGUUCGGCACAUGAUUCAAAAUUGCUAAAUGAUGCAUUAUCAAGAAGAAAUGGACUUGAAGUCCCUCACGGUAGAUUUUUUCUUGUGGAUUGUGGAUUUGCUAAUCGACGCCAAUUUUUGUCUCCAUUACGCGGUGUACGAUACCAUUUAAAAGAUUUUGGUGGUCAAGGUCGUCACCCGAGAAAUGCUAGUGAGUUAUUCAAUCUCCACCAUGCAUCAUUGAGGAAUGUGAUUGAAAGAAUAUUUGGUAUCUUUAAAUCGCGGUUUACAAUUUUCAAAACCGCACCUCCAUUCCAAUUUGUGACACAAGCGGAGUUAGUGUUAGCUUGUGCCGGACUACACAACUUUCUUAGAAAAGAAUGUCGCUCCGAUGAAUUUCCAAGUGAACAAGAAGAUGAUCAAUCUUCACCAUUUCUUGACAUGGAAGAUGAAAAUCUUGAAUUGCUUUCUCAAAGCCAACGACAACAAAGAGCGGAAGCUAAUGCUUGGAGAACUACUAUUGCCGAUGCUAUGUGGGAUGAUAGGCCAAGAAAUGAUGAUGAUGAAAAUGAAGACGAUCAAGACAAUGAGAAUAAUGAGGAACACAUGGAUGGUGAGAAUCAAGAGGUUAAUGAUGAUAAUGAAAUGAGAGAAUAUGAUGCAUUCUAA
Molecule: messenger RNA, 1350 nt
Organism: Argentina anserina (silverweed cinquefoil)
Lineage: Eukaryota; Viridiplantae; Streptophyta; Magnoliopsida; Rosales; Rosaceae
Exons: 3
Coding region: 1-1350 (449 amino acids)
Source: RefSeq, a predicted model, not a curated record